AUGUCCGUCUUCGAUGCGUCCACGAUUACCUCGUCCGCCGAGAUCUUCUCCGGAACCCACACCCUCCCCCAGAUCCGCGCCAUCCACAAGUCCCUCCAUGUCCAGAUCGAGGAGAAGGCCACGCGCCUCCGCACCCAGGUCGGCAGCUCCUACCGUGAGCUGCUCGGCACUGCGGACACGAUAGUCCAGAUGCGCAACGACAACGUCGCCGUGCAGGAGCUGCUCGGCCAGAUGGGCGGCCGCUGCGGCCGGGCCAUCGUGGGCGACAAGGUCAGCGGGCUGGCGGACUUCGUCAAGGGCGCCGACAGGCCGGAGCUGGAGGAGGAUGCCAAGGCCAGGCUGCUGGGGGCUUCUGUGCUGGUUAUCGGGCGGCUGCUCAAGGGGGGGGCCGUGGCCGGCGGUGAGAUUCACGGCUCGGCGACGAGAGGGGACAGGCUGGUCCUUGCCGCGAAGCUGCUGGUGCUCUGUCGGCUGCUUAACAAGAGCUUUGGGGCCAGUGUGGCGGAGAGCCCACGGCGGCACGAUAUCGAAGCUUCAAACAAAUCACUGAGGAGUCUGCGGAAUCGAUUGACGCGGAAUGUGGAGAAGGCCCUCUCCUCCGAGGUUGAGGAUGCAGAUAGGGAGGACCUCCUAAAGGUGCUCUGUGCGUACUGCCUUGCAUCGAGCUCGGGUGCUAGAGAUGCCCUGCGAUACUUUCUUAACAUCAGAGGCAGAGCCAUGGCGUUCACACUUGAGCUUGAGGAAGGCCAGCGGGAGAAACGGAACGAGGACAUUGUCAAGGGCCUGCGGCUGUAUACUCAAAGUAUAUUAGAUGUUCAAGCUCUGGUACCGACCAGAUUAUCACAGGCCGUUGCCGCGUUGAAGAGUAAGCCACUGUUUUCCGAGCCAGCACUGAGGCAGCUCGAUCAAUUGCGACUAGACGUGUAUGGGCGAUGGUGUGGCGAAGACAUUGAAUACUUCACACCUUUCAUUCGUCAUGACGACCUUGACGGCAAGCAAGCAAGGGAAAUGCUAUUUGAUUGGGCCAAGAAGGGCGAAAGGGUUCUUUUAGAGGGCGUCGAAGCUUCAAUGGAGCACAUGUCCGAGUUCAAGUCCAUCAUGGAGCUGAGAACUAGUCUUUUACAGCUAUGGAUUCGCGAAGGUGGCAAGGCAAAAGGCAUCGAUCCCGCAGAUAUGCAAGACGAUCUACGUGAAGUCAUCAACGGACGCCUCCUCGCCGUCUUGGAGGCCAAGGUCAAGAAGCUCCGGAUCGUAGGGUCCGAGGUGAGCUCAACGCUCGACAGUUGGCGAAGUGGUAUCACCGACAAGCGACACGGUCUUUGGGGCGAGCAAGGUUACGAUACAGCGCUUUCCGACGGCGCGGCACCAUUCAUAGAAGAGGUUGUGUCUCGACUCUUUGGUCGAAAUGACGCCGUCUCCAAGGCACUGAACUGUUACAGAUCCUGGUUCCAUGUCAUUGACGACGUGAGAGAGGUAGUACAGUCAUUAGAAAAACAACGCUGGGACAACGACUACGAUGAGGUUGAGGACGAGGAGACAAUCCAGGCCCGACAACAAAUUCUCAGCCAAGAGGACCCCAAGAAAUUAAAAGAAAAGCUUGAUUCAUCACUCGGCGAAGCUUUCCUCGAACUCGAUCAGCAAUUCACCAAGCUCUGGGAGGAGCAUGCCAGAAGUCCCAACGCCGAACAUAUCUCCAUAUAUCUGCUUAGAGUAGUGAGAGACAUCCGCAACCAACUGCCCGCUCUCGGGUCUGUCAAGAGCUUUGGGCUGGGCAUAGUUCCAUCUCUACACGAGAAACUGACAGAGCACGUGGCGAUAAAGGUUUUGGAUAAUUUUGCAUCAACGGGUCUAUCAGAAAGGAAUGUCGAAAUCCGUGCUUUGUGGGAAGGGAAGCCGCCCCUACCAACCCAACCAUCACCGGGGACGUUUGCAUUUCUCCGUGACCUGACCAAUUCAAUGGGCGAGGCUGGGAGUGAUCUAUGGAGCCCCCGGGCUGUGAAAACAGUGAAAGAGUUUCUGGCUCUGAGGCUGGGGGCAAUGUGGAAUAUGACCAUGGCUGAUCUGGAAUCCGAGACUACUUCGGUAGGCCACCAAAGGCCCAAGAAGAAGGCCGAUGAGGACGACGCCAACACCAAGGACGGCGAGAAAUCUGAGACCGAAGAAGGGAAAGAAGAGGAAGAGAAGGACGAAAAGGAGGAUGACACGGACAGCGACGAACCAAGCCCCGAUGAGCGGAAGCGCGACCUGCAAAUCCAGUGGCUCUACGAUGUGGCAUACCUGCAGCAGGCCCUCGCACUCAAGCAGGAUGGUAAAACAAAGGAUGACCAGGUCUCAUCACCCUACCUGGAGGAUCUUGAGGCAAAACUUGUGAGGCAGACCGGUCUUGAUGAAGCAUCGCGGCAGCGCAUGAAAAAGUCUGCAGAUGUUUUCUGGCAGCGAACCAAACUGCUCUUUGGAUUGUUAGCGUAA
Molecule: messenger RNA, 2469 nt
Organism: Clonostachys rhizophaga
Lineage: Eukaryota; Fungi; Ascomycota; Sordariomycetes; Hypocreales; Bionectriaceae
Source: the annotation of a GenBank genome assembly